CCCCCGUCAUAAACUUAGUGCAGCUCUUCCACUUCUCAUUCAACAAGUCCCUUACCCAGACCGCCGGCGGUGAGAUCGUCAGAGAAAUUAGGGACGCGGCAGUGUGAUUAGGAACUCAGGAUGGAGCCGGUGAGCAGCGUCAUGGGCACCAUCAUCAAGCUCCUGCAGGAGAUCGCCAAGGCGGAGAGGUCGGCUCGCCGGAACCGGACUCGGUGCCGGGAACUCGCCCGGCGCGCGGAGGCGGUCGGCAACGUCCUGCGCGCCUCCAAGGCGGGCGCCAGGGCCGACGCGGCGCCCACGAGGAUGAGCAUACUGAGCAGGCUCAAGGAGGCCCUCGACGACGCGCUCAAGCUCGUCGAGUCCAGCAGCCGGAGCGGCGGCCUGGUCUCCAGGCUCCUCACCAGCGGCGCCAGGGCCGCCAGGUUCGACGACGUGGACAAGAGGAUCACCACCUGCCUCGUCGACCUCGCCGCCGCCAACGGCGUCAGCAUCGAGAGCAAGAUCGACCAGCUCGCUGCUCGUGAUCGUCACCCCCGCACGAACAAACCACAGAAGCAGGUCAACGCUGGGAACGCGCCGCCCAAAGGCGGCUCCAGGAAUGACAAGAAUGGUGGACAGGGCAAGGGCGGGCAGAACGGGGGAAAGGGCAGCAAACGGAGGAGAGGGAAGAAGGCGGCCAGGGCGCACCGCCAGUCUCCCACGCCGGCGUUCUACCCCAACAGCCAUGGCUACGCCUUCGCUGUCCAUCACCAGUCCAUUGAGGAGGAUCCCACCUCCUGCCCCGUGAUGUGAUCGACGCGCUCGUGCAGGGAGAAAUCCAUGCCAUGGCAUGCUUGCACCAAGCUCCGGCCGCUGCACAGCUCCUGCUCUUCGGUCCCAAGUCAUGGUGGCGCGACGAGCUGGCGAGCACCGAUGGGGGCUAGUACCACGGCGAGCAGACAUGGGUUGGAGGCACGGCGAUCUUGUCAGGAUCCUGCAUGAUUAUAACCCGGGUCGAACAGAGCAUCAACGUCCUGCAUAUUUUGGGUAUCCGGAAGUUCAAGGACCAGUUCACGCGGGAAGGUGUGAAACUAGGAAUGGAUUUGGAUAUCUUAUCAUGCAUCCUGCAUUGUUGGAUCAUGUAUUUUGGGUUGGAUAUCGUCGUGUCGACUUCGUUUCUGGACCAAAUUCAGAUUGGAUACAUAUCCACCUAUUCAGUCAUGAUUCAUCGCACUAGUUAGCAGUGGCACUGUGAUCGAGCAUGCAGGGUUUGGUUCGGUACAAUCAUUUAUUAUACAGUAAUGUUGCUAAUAUGUUCUGUCUUUGUAAUCAAGUCUGGUUUGUCGAAUUUGCUUCAUUUUGUAUUUCUGGAUGCUCUGUCAGACUAUAGGAUAAAUUAUAAUAAUAAAGUAGGACUCCCGGUGGAUGACUAGAUAUUCCAAGCA
Messenger RNA from Panicum hallii, 1424 nucleotides. RefSeq lists its product as uncharacterized. The transcript is spliced from 2 exons. The record is from RefSeq and is a predicted model, not a curated record. The coding region runs from base 121 to 792 and encodes 223 amino acids. Gene Ontology annotation, biological process: cell surface receptor signaling pathway. NCBI's taxonomy places the organism in Eukaryota, Viridiplantae, Streptophyta, Magnoliopsida, Poales, Poaceae.